This is a messenger RNA of Austrofundulus limnaeus, 11252 nucleotides long. Its product is annotated as golgin subfamily B member 1. Gene Ontology annotation, cellular component: Golgi apparatus. The record is from RefSeq and is a predicted model, not a curated record. NCBI's taxonomy places the organism in Eukaryota, Metazoa, Chordata, Actinopteri, Cyprinodontiformes, Rivulidae.
GAGGAGGAGGAGGAGGAGGAGGAGAGCAGGCCAGUCGAGGGAAGAUUGUCCUCCUGAAGAAGAAGCUUGAAGAUGUUGAACAGCAGCUUGCUCACAGAAACAUGGAGCUGGACAACAUGAGGACAGAGCUGGAGCGUCAGCGACACCGAGGCGAGGAAAUGGACACCAUGCUGACAGAGAAGGACAAGAGGCUGGCAGAAAAAGAGGCUUACAUCGUCCACCUGCAAACAGGACUGGCUGGAGAUCAACCAGCCACACCUGCAGCACAACAACAGGUGGCCGGGGGGGAGGUGCAGGAUUUACAUGUGCUGCUGCAGAGUCUGACCAAGAAAGUGGAAGAAGCAGAAGAACGGUCCAGUUUGCUGCAGGAGCAGAGGAGCAGCCUCACAGAUCUGCUGAGCUCAGAGAGGGAGCAGUACAACCAGAAGGAGAGCAUGUACAAGCAGAACAUCCAGACCUUUAAAGACAUCCUCCUUCAGAAGGACCAGCAGCUGAUGGAGGUCAACCAGAGGCACGAACAGGAGCUCUUCAGGCUUGCAGCUAAGUCCGACGCCAGUGCAGACCUGGAGCAGCUGCUGAAGACACUAAAGCAGAAACUCCACGAGAAGGAGGAGGUGCUGCUGGGUAAAGCACAGGUUAUUGAUGUCCUGCAGGGGGAGGUGGACAGCAGGGACCAGCAGAUAAAGGAGCUGACGCAGCGACUGCACCGGCUGCAGGUAGAACGAGAAAACCUGGAGUCCAAGCUGGAGGCAGAGAAGCACGUGAUGCGAGCUCAGCUCCGGGACCUCAUGGAGAAGCAUGAGGUGCAGGUCCAGAGACUGGCCCAGCAGCAUCAGGCACAGAUGGAGCAGACCCAGCAGGACCUGUUGGGACAGCUGGAGGAGCUCAGGAGAGCCUCAUCAACAGCGCCGUGUGUCAACGAGCAGACGUCAGGAGGCGGAGCCCCGCCCACAGACUCCGCCUCCAUCCAGAGGAUCACUGAUCUGGAAGCUCAAGCGAAACAAAAAACAGAAGAAGCCAGUAGAUCUGAGGCCAAGUUCCUAAAAAUCAAAGCUUGGUCCAAAUCUCGAAUUAAGCAGCUGGAGGAGGAGCUGAAGAAAAGCCAGGCCAGUGAAUCGGGCAGUGCAGACGACACUCAGAGCCAGGUUCUGGAGUGGCAGGAGAUGGUGGCUGAGGCGGUCAGCGCCAGGGACCGGGCCCGGGAGGAGAAGGCAGCCAUGGCCCUCCGGCUCAGCCACAUGGAGGAGGAACGAGAGGGAGGAUUUUGAGUUCGAUGCCCAGGCCCCCUUCUCGGACCCCCGGAGCAUGUCAGAGAGCACCACCCCGAUGGAGGGAGAGAACAUGGGAGGUUGGUGGCCCGAGUACAGUACUCCUGACCCAGGUGGGCUGCGGUCCGUCGUGGACGAGCUGGAGCUGGAGAGAAACCAGCUGCAGGAGCAGAUCCUGAGUCUGGAGGAGCGAUGUCAGGACCUGGAGGACCGAGUCCAGCUGCAGGCCCGGAUCGAAGCGUUACAGAGUGAAACAGAGAAGCUGCAGAGUCAGCUGGCCAGCGUCAGGAGUCAGCAGAGCAGAGAUGCUGAGAAGCAUCAGCUGCAGGUCAGCAGCCUGAACGAGCAGCUCAGAGGGCUGAGCGACACACAGGAGGUCCUGCAGAGCUCCCUGCUGGAGAAGGAGAACCUGCUGAGCAGGACCUCAGAGAAGCUGGAGCUGAUCAGCAGCCUGAGAGAAGCUCUGAGUGAGAAGGAGCUUCACAACAAAGAGUUGUGUGACAAGCUGCUGCACACCGAGCACAGUCUUGAGAGCAGCACCAAGAGGUGCUGCAGCUUUGAAAAGCAGAGCUCUGAACUGAAAACAGAAGCUGCUGAACUGAAGCAGAGACUCAGCCUUCUGAAGGACAAGACACAGAAGCAGGAGGACUCCAUAGUCAGGCUACAAUCAGAGCUGGAUCAGACCAACGAGGAGCUGGACCGACUCAACAGCUCUCACUUAGAGGAGCGGGCCCAGCUCAUCCAUGACCUUCAGAGCCGUGAGCGUGAGCUGGAUGUUCUGAAGGAGACCCUGCUGGAGAAAGACAAGGAGAUCCUGAGUCUGACUGGGAACAUGUCUGAGUACACAGAGCAGCUCUCGCUCCUCACGCAGGAGCUCAGACUGAAGGAGGAGGCUCUGAUCCAGCUGGAAGAAGCUCUGAGGAGGKCUGAGCAGAACACCCUGGUCUGCAGAGACUCUCAGGACUCAGAGCUGGCUGAGAAGCUGCUCCACACCGAGCUGGAGCUGCAGCAGGCUCAAACACAGAGCCAGGCUAAAGCAGCCGAGCUGGAGCAGCUGAUGAAACAAGCUGAAGAGCUCCAGAAGGAGAGCUCAGAUCAUCGUAAACAUCUGUCUGAAUGUGGACCCCACAUCUCCUCUCUGAAGGAACAGCUGGCUGCUGCUGCUCACAAGCUUCAGGAGUCAGAGGGUCUGCUGCUCAACCAGAAACUACAUUAUGAGAAGGAGCUGAAAGCCUUCAAGGAGGAGCAGAACAAGCUGCAGAAAUACAACGAGGACAUGAAGGAGGAGCUGGAUGCUGCAGCAUCACUCAAACACCAGCUGCAGGCAGCAGAGCAGAAGUUCAACCAGGAGCUGGAAGCUGGAGACUCAGAGAAGCAGCAGCUGCUCAGAGAGAUUCAGAGCAGGUCAGAGAGCAUCUCCACCCUGCAGCAGCUCCUGAAGAGCUCAGAGUCUGAGGAGCAGCGUCUGCAAACAAGACUGCAAGAACUGAAGGAGGAGCUGGAGCUGCAGAGACGUCAGGAGGAGCAGCUCAGUGACAAGCUGACAUCUGCUCUGCAGCUGAACAUCCAGCUGCAGGAGCAGCUCCACGUCCUCACACAGCAGAGAGACAAAGAUCAGCUGGAGCUCACAGAAAGGCUCCGAAACAUCUCAGAGCUGUCAGCUCAGGUCCAAGAUCUACACACAAAAAUAUCUGUUCUGGAGUCACAGCUGUCUGAGAAGAACCAAAGCAUCGAAGACCUGCAGAAAGAGAGAGAAGAUCUGAAGGAAAUCAUUGAGCAGAGCGUGAUCUCCAGCUCUGAGAGCCUGCUGCAGAGAACCAAUGAAUGUUCUGAUCUCCAGCAGCUCCUCAGGGACAGAGAGGAGGAGCUGAGCAGCUUGAAGUGUCAGGUGGAGCAGCUGCAGCUGGACGGGGCAGAAAAACAGCGGACCUCUGAAGACCUCCAGGCUAGAGUAGAAGCCCACGUCCAUCAGCAAACGCAGCUUACAGAGCAGCUGUCUGUGCUGCAGGAGACAGAAGCCAGGCUGCAGUCUGAGCUGCUGGACCAACAGCUCAUGUUGAAGCAAAGAGAAGAAGAAGUCACAGCUGAGCUUCAGAGCAGAGCUGAAGAAGUGUCAGAGCUCAGGCAGCAGCUCACAGAGACAGCAGCAACGUGUGGACUGUACAAAGAUGAGCUGAACGACAGGAACCAGGCCCUGAAGAGUCUGAACCAUCAGCUCACAGCUCUGACAGAGAGCUGCAGGAGCUCUGAGGUCCAGGUCCAGGACACAAACACUCAGCUGGAUCAGUUAAAGUCCAACCUGCAGGUUCUGACAGAGGAGAACCAACAGCUGCACCUCAGCUGUGAGGCUAAACACAAAGAGCUGUGUCACAGAGAACAAACUGUGUCCCAGCUUACUGAGCAGCUCAGAGCAUCUGUGGAGCAGAACUCCUCCCUGAGCAGAGACAUCAGUGCUCUGAGCUCACAGAACCACAGAUUACAGGAAGAACUGUGUGACCUGACAGCUGAGAGACACUCACUGCAACAACAAGCCUCAGACGGUCAGAGGAGUCUGGAGGAGCUGCAGAAGGUUCUGCAGGAGCGAGAAGAGUCCAGCUCUGCAGCUCUGCUUCAGAAGACCGAGGAGUGUGCUGAUGUGUGGAGAAGCCUGAGGCAGAGGGAGCAGCAGCUGCAGGAUCAGCAGGACACCGUGUCCACGCUGCAGGAGCAGGGCUCUGUUCUGAAGGCCGCUCUGAUGGACAAGGACUCCAUGCUCCAGCAGAGAGCAGAGSAGUGUGGUGUCCAUGUGCAGCAGCUCCUGCUGCAGGAAGAACUCGUCACAAAGCUGCAAGCUGAGGCCCAGCUGCUGAGAACCACUGUAGAACAAACACAACAGUCACAUGCAGAGCUUCAGAGUCGCUCCUCSUCCACGGUGGAAACCCUCACGUCUCAUCUGCAGGACACAAAGGCAGAGUGUGAAAGCCUGAAAGAAAAGCUUUCACACCUGGAGGAGUCCGUGUCGAAGCUCAGCAGCUCCCUCCAGGAGCAGCUCUGUGAGRUGGACAGGCUCAGGAAGGCCCUGCAGGACAAAGAGGCGGAGCUUCUGCAGCAGUCCAAGUCUUUGCAGAGCCGAGCAGACGAGGCGUCGCUGCUUAAAGCUCAGCUCGUGGACAGCACCCAGCUGGUUGGUCAGCUGCAGAGUCAGCUGCAGAGCCUCAGCAGGUCAGCAGACGACACACAGAGUGCCUUCAGCAACCUGCAGGACAGGUACGCUGCUCACCUGGAGGAGCUCCAGGCUGUGCGACAGCAGCUGUGUGUGCAGACUGAGGAGCUGUCCUCCCUGCAGUCACAGUUAUCACAGCAGCAGGAGGCACAAAGCCUGACUGAAACCCUGAGACUGCAGCUGUCUGCAGUCAGGGAGCAGCUGCAGGACAACAAGGUCWCACAGUCCCGUCUGUCACAGGAGAAGGACCAGGCUUUAGCUUCUCAUCAAGCCAGUGUGGCUCAGCUGACCGUGGAGAUAGACAGGCUCAAAUCCCAGCAUGCUCAGGUGCUGACACACAUGAAGGCUCUGACAGAGAACCUGGAGCAGAGAGAGAUGGCUCUCCAUGCCAUCAACAAUCAGUACUCCUGUCAGGCCCAGCAGACCUCCCAGCUGCUGUCAGAGCUGCACACCCUGCAGGAGCACAACACCAGUCUGAGYCAGCAGCUGCGCCUGUCUGAGGAGCACAACACACGCCUACAGGGAGAGGUACGAAGGCUGACGGCRGAGAAGGAGGAGCAGAUGGAGAGAAGCCAGAGGGACAAGCAGAGCCUCCAAUCCAAGGUUAGUGCCAAAGAUGCAGAAGUGUGUGAGUUAAAGCAGAGCAUUGAGAAGGUAGAGCAGGUCCUGCAGGACUCUGAGARGGAGUGGCUCCUGGUUUUAGACAGGGAGAAGCAGCAGAGGAGUGUCCUCACACAGCAGCUGAGCAGGGUUGAAGCUCAGAUGAAGUCUGAARAUGGUAAAGUUCAUGCUCUGAAACAAGACUUGGACAGUCUGCAGGAGAAACUGGUCCAGGCUCGUGCUGCAGUCACACAGAGCUCUGAACAGCUCAGAGCUACAGAGUCUGAGGCGUCAGCCUCCAGAGUCCAGCUGCACAGGCUCUUAGACUCUGUUCAGGACAAAGACAGCCAGAACCAGAGCCUGCAGCARCUUCUAGCUUCUGUAGAAGAGCAGCUCCUGAAGCUGCUGAGGAACCAUGGAGCAGAGAGAGCUGCAGACAGUCUGACUGUGCUGGAGCUGAUCACACAGCUAGAAGAAAGCCACCAGGCUGAGCUGAACUCUUUGAAGGAAACUGUGCUGCAGCUGCAGGAAGACCAGGCUCAGGCUGCUCUCCUCCAGGAAGCUGUGGACAGUUUACAGAGUCAGCUUCAAGCUGAAGGAGAGGCUUCAGUGAAGAACCUGUGUCUGCAGGCUGAGCUGAGAGCCAAAGAAGAAGAGCUGAGCUGUCAGAAAGGUCAGCAGGAGGAGCUGCUGUCUGCACUCAGUCAGCAGCUGAAAGACAAAGACUCCUCYGUGGCUCAGCUCCUGGAGGACAGGAACAGUCUGUCUGUGCAGGUAGAGGACCUGGAGCAGAGCUCAGCCAGGACGCUGCAGGAACUCUCACAGGCUCAACAGGAAGUGCAGCGUUUGCAGGGCCAGCUCGCCGUUCUGUCCAAAGACAAAGACACRCUGAGGAAGAAGCUCCAAGCUGCUCUGCUCGUCAGAAAAGACUUGUUGAAACGGAUCGAGGACUACGAGAGGCAGGAAGAAGAAAACAACACUUCUGUUCUGGAGGAGCAGCUGAAGGAAGUGAGGAAACAGGCUGAAGCUGCUGCUCACRCUCACACAGAAGCUGUUUGUGUGCUGGAGCAGAAGGUUCUUCAGAGUGAAGCAGAGAGGAAACAUGAGGAGGAACAUCUGCAGGAACAGAUCCUCCUCCUGCAGAGAUCGCUGCAGGAGAAAGAAGCACAUCUGUGUGAAGCCUUACAGACGCUGGAGGAGAAGAAGCUGCAGCUGCAGCAGCUGCAGUCCACAGCUGUCAGCGCUGAGCAGGACAACAAGAGGCUCCUGCACCAGUUAGACCAGCUUCAUGAUGAGCUGAAGGACAAAUCCAGCUCUGUGGACCUACAGAACCAGCUGACUCACAUCAAGGCAGAAAAAGCKACGCUGCAGAAAAAAGUCCAGGCUGCCCUGCUGGCCCGCAAAGACACGCUGAAGAGAGCUGAAGAGGGUGAGAAGAAACUGACUGCAGAGCUGUCCGAGCUCAGAGACCAGCACCAGGCUCUGCAGGACCAGAACCAGGCUCUGCAGGACCAGAACCAGGCUCUGCAGGACCAGCACCAGGCUCUGCAGGACCAGAACCAGGCUCUGCAGGACCAGCACCAGGCUCUGCAGGACCAGCACCAGGCUCUGCAGGACCAGCACCAGCAGCAGAGGAACCAGCUGGACUCUGUCCACUCCCAGCUCAGAGACAAGCUGGAGGAGCUGAGCUCUGUGAGCCGACUCGUCCAGGACCAGGACAGAAGUCUGCAGGACGUGAAGACRUGUCUGCAGUCAGAGCUGCAGAGCGUCCAGUCCAGAUGUGAGAGGGUUUCACUUGAACUGGCUGAUAAAGAGCAGGCUCUGACAGAGGCUGCAGAGAGAGAAGCUUCUCUGGAAGCUGCUCUGCAGAGGUCCCACAGCGAGCUGCAGACCCAGCUGAACCUCUGUCUGCAGGAACAACGUGUCCUGGAGGAGAGGGAUGCUCUGUUGGACCAGUGCAACCAGCUGAAACUCCAGGCUUCAGCUUCACACUCAGAUUAUUUAGAGCUGCAGAAGACGCUAACUGAAGCACAGCAGCAGCUCAGCAGCAGCAAACAGAUGUUAGCUCAGCAUCUGGAGGAGACUCAGCUCAAAGCUUCUGCCCAACAGAACCAGUUUGACCUGUUACAGCAUGAAAAGGACAGGUCGAUCAGUGAGCUCCAAGAGGAGGUCAGCCUCCUGAAAGAGCAGCUAACAGCAGCUGAAACACUCAGUAAUGUGCAGGAGGACUGGGCUGAAGCCUCUGACAUGAAGCUGAAGCACAGAGAGCAGCUGCAGCUGCAAGCUCCAACACAUCAUGAUGCUCUUCACAACAUGAAGACAGAAGCUGAAGUCAAACAGAAGUCUGAUCAGGAGAACCACAAACAAGUUCUAACCAGGAAGCUCCAAGCUGCUUUACUGUCCAGGAAGGAGCUCCUGAAGGAGAACUCCUGUCUGAAGGCAGAGCUCACACAGCUGUCCUCUCAACAACAAGCUAAAGAAGCUGAGWGUUCAGCUCUGAGAACAUCUGUGCUGCAGCUGGAACAAGACAAGCUGCAGCUGCAGAGCUCCGUGUCGUCUGCUGUGAACCACGCAGAGAAGUUAAACUGUGAGUGUGAGCGCCUCCUGAAGGAGAACCUCAGCCUGUCUGCAGCCUGCGACAGCCUCCAGCUCACCAUCCACAGCAUCACGCAGCAGAAACAGGCCUUCUCCUGCCAGCUGGACUCUCUGAAGGACUCGCAGGCCGAGGAGCUGUCCAGAUGGAAGAGCAGGCACGCUGAGCUGCAGCAGGACUAUGAGAACGUCAGCUCUGACAGGGACAGGAUGAGGCAGCUUGUAGAAGCAGCUGAGAAGGAGCGUCAGGACUCCCUGAGGACAACACAUGAGCUGCAGCUGAGAACACAGGACCAUACCAUCACAGAGCUCAAGGAGGUCAUCACCAAACACCUGCAGGAGAACCAGGAUCUGAAGGAGGUCAUCACCAAACACCUGCAGGAGAACCAGGAUCUGAAGGAGGUCAUCACCAAACACCUGCAGGAGAACCAGGAUCUGAAGGAGCAGCUGAGGAUCCUGGAGGAGGACAGGUCUCUGCUGCAGGAGGAGCUGCAGAACGCUCAGGAGCUGUCAGACAGAGUCAGAGGUGAGAAGGAACAUCUGGAAACAGUGAUCCUGAAGAACUGUGAGCAGAUGGAGGAGCUGACCCAGUCUGUGGACUUCCUGCAGACUCAGGAGACACAGCUGGUAGCUCAGCUGGCAGCCAGCGAGGAGGUGAGGAUCAGGAUGAGCRGAGACCAGGAGCAGCUAGUGCAGGAGCUGCAGGAGGAACUCAGGAGGGUUCAGAGAGGAAACCAGAGCUCCAGCAACGAGAAGAAGGAGCUGCAGGAGYUGCUGAAAGAGAAACAGCAGGAGGUGAAGCAGCUGCAGCACAGCUGCAUCAGGUACCAGGAGGUCAUCCUGGACCUGGAGAGCUCUCUGAAGACCUCCCAGGAUCUGCAGCAAGSCUUGGAGAAGGAGGAGACACGAGCCCAGGCUGAGGUGCUGAUGCUCAGGAGGCUCCUCCAGGAGCUGCAGGACCAGGUCCAGAGCCUGGAGUCUGAACGAGACCAGCUGGUCCUCACAGUGUCCCAGCACAGGACAGAGUCUUCUCCAGCUCAGAUGGAUGAGCUGAAGGUCCUGAAGGACCAACAGCAGCUGGUGUCUGAGGGUCAGGCAGGCCUGACGGGGGUCUCCACACACAGGGAGGAGGCUCCAGAUCCAGGCUUCAAGCAGGAAGUAAAGGAGAUGUUCCAUCAGAUGGACGACCUGAACUCUGAGAACGCCCUGCUCAGAGCCCAGCUGCUGCGCUACAGAGACGACCUGAACCAGGUGCUGUCCCUUAAAGACCACCAGCUGAAGGUGCUGCUCAGCCAGCAGCAGGACCGGAUCCAAGACCUGGAGAGCCACAAGGCUGCAGCAGAACAACGCCUCCGACAGGAGGAGGACAGGAAGCUGUCACAGGCUGAGGACACACACAGCACAGACCAGAGGCUGCUGCAGCUCACUAAAGACUUAGAAGAGUCCAGAUCCCAGAACAAAGACCUGAAGACUCAGAGUGAGUCUCUGUGCAGGGCCAUGGCUGCUCUACAGAACGACAGAGACCAGCUCAUCCAGGACUUUAAGACCCUGCAGACCAGAUAYGAGCAGGAGCUGCAGCAGAGCCGGGCCGCUCUGCAGGAGGCGCAGCGCAGCCUGCAGGACUCGUCCUCAGACCUGAGUGUCCUCUCUAAGGACAGGGACAUACUGGCUCAGAGACUCACAGCUGUCCAGAGCAAAGACCCCCCAGCAGAGCUGAGCAGGCUGCUGGACCAGCUGUCCCAGGAGCUGACCCACAAGGAGCGUGAGCUGACCCAGGUGCUUCUGGAGAACUCCUCCUACAGCCGCCAGCUGUCUGCCUUCUCCAGGUCCAUGGCCAGUCUGCAGGACGACCGGGACCACCUCCUGGACCGGCUGGCUGAGUCAAGACAGGGCUCCAGUCCAAAGACCACUCUGACCUCCAACAUGAAGGUCAGAGGAUCCGUCCAGGACCUCAGAGGUCAGACAGAUGGAGCGCAGGAAGUGAGUGAUCCUGCAGCUCAGAGCUCACAGGAGGAGAAGAUCCAGCUCCACACACAUCUACAGAUCCAGCAGCUCAGCUCCAAGCUGCAGCAGGUGGUCCAGGAGAAAGCUGCUGUCGCUGCUCAGCUCAGAGCUGUGUCCCAAACCCUGCAGGACUCCCAGGACCGCUGCCACUGGCUGGAGACUCAGGUCCAGGGCCAGGUACAGGGUCCAGUUCAUGCUGAAGUGGCUCCAGGGGCUCCACAGGAGAGGAGCAACCAGUCCCUGAUGACUGAAGCUGCUGAAGCGGGUCAGCUCAGAGACAGGSUUCUGGAGCUGGAGCUGGUUCUGGCAGAUGAAAGAGCGAGGAGAGAAACAGCAGAGGAGGCUCUGCGUCUGGCUGAGGACAGGACAAAGACCCUCACUUCCUGUGUGUCCAGAGAGCCUCAGAGGGACUUCAGCAUUGACAUGGAGACAGAGGAGGAGUGGGAGGCCCUCAGUCUCAACCCCAGUCAGCCUCUAAUAACCAGAAAGGUGAAAGGCGGCAUGGCGGCGUGUCGUCGGUGGGUCAGGGGGCGGAGCCUGUACUUCUCCAGACUGCUGACGAGCCGCGCCCGCUCUCGAUACUUCUUCCUGGCGUACCUGCUGACGUUACAUGUGGUUGUAGUCCUGUGCCUCACAGGUUCUGUGUAGAGGKUGGAAGGUUCUGUUUGUGGUGGGAGGUAGGACCAGUUAGGGUUCUGUUAGCUCGACCUGCUCCAUGUUCUCCUGUCUGUCAGCUAACUGCUGCAAGGUGAGUCAGUGAGUUUCAAUCAUUUGAAGUUGAUCAUAUCAAACAAGCCUUAAAAUGUCUUUAUUUAUUUUCUAAUCUUUGAACAUGGAGACGUUGAUCCUGUGAUUUAAAUGUUUUAGCUUUAUUUUAAAAAGUCCACCUGAUUGUGUAAAAGCCAUGAACACUCCUGGUUCCACCUGUGUUGGUGUUCUGAGCAGAACUCACCUGUCUGAAGCCACAGGUUGCACAUCAAACACUAAACUAUGCACUGCUGGAGCUCUGAACACUACACCUGUCACUCUGCUCCCUUCAAGGUGUCUGUAGACCAACCUUACAGCUACGUUAGAAGAAUAAAGACCUCCAUCAUUAACCUGAACAAACUGUAUCUAAGAGUAUUUAUGUGCUUUAGGAGAGUUGGCUGUAAAUGGUUUGUAUAUAAAAGGAUUUCUACUCUCUCUGGUUAGAUGACUGUACAUUUCUUCUGAUUGUUUAAAACUACAGAGUGUAAAAGGAAAUAUUGUGGCUUUAUAAAGCUGAUCAUUCAUCGAGCUGCUUUUUUACUUGACCCAGAAUAAUGAGUGUGAAUCUGAUGCUUCCUGGCUGAUUAACAGCUCUGUUUAGAGGUAAAGCUGUAUUUCUUUGCAGGAGGAACUGUUUCAAACGGUACUUGAAGAGUGGGGAAGCUGAAACUAUUUAUGGAAAAGAUGAAAUUACUGAAAAAUGUUCAAACAUAUUUUCUCUACUGCUUUAUUUUUAAAGMCACAGUGAGCCUGAUGGUGUCCAGGUUUACCUUGGUGCAGUACCUGUGGUCCUUUCAGGUCUCUAACGUCUCAGAGAAAUAAAUUAUGUUCAAAUCUGC